This is a messenger RNA of Pseudomyrmex gracilis, 1885 nucleotides long. RefSeq lists its product as uncharacterized. The transcript is spliced from 6 exons. The record is from RefSeq and is a predicted model, not a curated record. Lineage: Eukaryota; Metazoa; Arthropoda; Insecta; Hymenoptera; Formicidae. Bases 578 to 1078 code for a protein of 166 amino acids.
GUCCAAAUGUCUUUUUUAAUAUAGGAUAAUAAUCUCAUUGUAGAAGGCCCUUUAAAAUUUGAGAAACAACUAUGAAUUCAGAAUUCAGUCUUCUCUCUGUCAGUACUGAGAGUGAAUUUCGGAACGCUCUCUUGAAAGAGCAGAGAGUGCAGUCAACUCGAACGCCACUCGCGGUGAUUGGUUGCUUCGUCCGUUUCGAGAAUCGCAAUUUUGUCAAAACUUGUAUGGCGCGAUCGCUCGCGGAAUACAUCGUUUAUCAAGUUGAUUCGAACAGUUGAGUAACUGAUUGUGACUGUUGAUUAUUUAAAAGUGACUGUAACUAGUGCGAUAAGUUGUUGUCAAUAAAGUGUGCUCGCGUCGUAUCGUGUUACGUUAAUUAUCGCGUGUUUUUGCGACUUAGAAGCUGACUUUCGCGUCAGGUCGACCGAGAGAUGACGGAAAUUUUCUCCGGAUUGAUUUCGACUUGUUGCUGUAUCGGCGUCGAGAUAUAACGAUCAUCACCAGGCGGCGCACAAGUAAUCGCAGAUUAUCGUCUUUUGUAUUCGUUUGAUCAUUUAUAAAGUUGAAAACAGAUCAGAUGGCACUGAUCAUGAGAAACUUCUGUAUUAUGCAAAUCAUUAUGUUGCUCUUCUGCUUCGCCGGAAGCUUCUGUACGGCCUCAGCUUGUGUGAGCUUUGGAUCGGGUUGUUGGGGAGCACACGGAAAGCGCAACAAUGUUCAAGAUAUACCUACAAUGCACAUCCUGGCGGACAAGACAUUAUUGAGCGAAUCUCCGCAAAACGACAAGGCGUUAUGGAUUCUUUCUCGUUUAAUCGCUAGACGAGCCACGUUGACGGAUGAUAAUCGUGCAAGAUGGAAAGAUUUUUCUGCAGAUAACACAUACGACUCAAAUUGGCAGAUGUCAUUGAUUAAUAAUGAAAAUGUUGAACCGAUCAGCUUUCCAAUUAACAAUGAUAUCAAUGAGAGAGAAAUUGCCGAUGUUCAAGAUGCAAUGCAUGUUACGAACGAAAACCUUGAAAAUAUUCCCGAAAUCUUGUUAAUUUCGUCUAAUGAUAAACCAGUUCUCAUCAAAAAGUAGCUCGACUUAAGUUUUUGAAUGAGGCAAACAGGAUGUAAAACAUAAAUAAAAUAAAAACGUAGCAAGAUAUCGGAGAACAAAUUAGUGUUUUUAAAAAAUCUCUCUUAUUGAAAAAUGAUAUAAUAUAACUUUAUAUGUGUGUAUAUAUAUAUUAUACACAUACAUACAUAUUAAGUUAACAUAAUAUUAUUUAUCAUUCUAUAUAAAUUAAACUCGUAUACUUUCAGAAGACUACAAUGCCCUCUAAUAAAACUUUUAUUUAUAGCAAUUUUUUAAUCACAGUAUGAUUUUGUAAAAUAUCGAUAUACCUUUUUAAAUUAUAUAAAGCUUGCUAUAAAUGUAAUAUAUGUAACAUAUAUUUUACUACUCCGUCAAACACCUGUCAAAUAAACUAGAAACUUUGACUUUUUUUUAUUAAAUCAUACACAUAAAUGUUAGGUACAUUACCGAAUUUUAAUUAAUAUUAUACCAAAUUAUAUACUAUACUGAAUUAUAUUUAAUUAUAAUAUACUGAAAAAAAAAACAAAGAACGAUUAAAUAUAAUAUAAUAAAACUAUACUAUACUGUGUUGUCUGAAAAAGUACAACAACCUCAAAUAUUUUCAGUCUUGAAAGUUUUAACAUCGUCAUUAUUUAUUUUACUCGCCUAUACUCUCGUACUUCAUAAUCUUUAUACAUAUCUAAUAUACAGCAGAAUUAGAGCAUGUAAAAACACAUUUAUUGUAAUUGUCAACAUUAAAUCAAUAAUCAAAUAAUUCGCAUUAAAUCAUUAGAAAUGAAAACUAUGAAGUUAAUAACGUGUUUUAAU